AUGGGGAGGAAGAAGGUCGCCUCAGACAGCGUCGUACAAAGCUCCGAGAUACGGUAGGCCGCCACGCUGAUUGGAUUGGGAAAGGGCGCGGCCUCAGGGGAUGUGCGCUUAUGCCAUGAGAGGGGUCGGAGAAGAGAGUGCACCCUUCCAUCCCGUCUUAUUUUAGAUAGAAAGGAGAGGCGAGAAGAAAGUUGCGUCUUCUGAUUUCAUUUUUCUCAGCUUUUUUCGAACUAGCAUGCCUCGGGCAUGGUGGACUCGGGCCUUUCUGAUCCAUCUAGCGGAAUUCCUUUGAUUUGGCCGCCCUUCUCUUCGAACUGCGGCCCUUGGCACCUGGUGCGUCCCUGGGAGAGGGCCCGGACUCCGCCCCCUAAUUACCUCAAUGUCUGCUGAUUAACUCCUUCCCCUCUCCGGGCAGUCCGUCAUUCAGAGCUCGUUUAUUAUAAUAAAUCGUCCGCGCCCGUUAACGACUUUUUAAUUUCCUUUUUAUCUGGUGGCCACAAACUUUUGGGGGUCGUAAUUAAUUACUCGGGUGUUUCAUGCAGGUGUAAUUAGGCUUCCGAUAUCCUCCAUGAAAGAAAUUUAUUGACUAGAUAAAUCUGGUUUUCGCCACCAUCGGACCUCUUAAUGGGGUGACCACAAUUUGUCGUAAAGGCAUAAAUCAGUUUUACGAGGCCGGAAUUGUCGCCUUCUGAGGCGAGGUUUUGAGUAGCGUGACGUCUUGGGGGGACCAAUUGUGAAGAUCUUAGCUUGAAACGGUUUACUGUGUGUUUUGUCAUCCGCUUCCACUUUUCAGGUUUCCGAGAAAUGGAGCGUAGAAGCGAGAAGAGAACUCUCUUACAGUAAAGUCUUUCGUUUAGGCAUCCCACAAAAGCAACUACCCGUUUCCGCCCAUUACAGUUGAUGAACUGUGCUGAGUCGUAUAUGGCGGCGUCAAGUCCAGCUAUGUACUACAAUCCUCAUCCCAUGCAGACCGGCUACAUUCCCGACCAUUCCUGGGCGGCCUUGGUGGGGAAUCAGGCCCUGACGGCGUCAGUGAGUAACACGAAUGCCCUGGGGGUUUCCUUCUCGACCCAUACCUCUGCGCCUUUAAUGCCAGCCCCGGAUCACACCCAAGUCCUUAACGACAAUCUGAUGGCGGCUUCUAUGUACCGAGAUCUAGUCCAGACCCCUUCGACCGCCUCCUGGUCGAGUCCGGCGGUCUCAGUUUCUCAGCAUUCCGAGUACAACAACAGCAAUAACAGCCCUAGGACAAGCCCCUCAAUACACGGACAGCACCAGCCCUACAAAUGGAUGCAGGUCAAACGGGCAGCACAUAAGACACCAGGUGAGAAUCUUAAGCAAAUUGUUUUUGGGGAUUGUAAAGAAAGUGGGGAGGGGUGCGGGGUCGUAAAUCAUCAAAUGCCAUUCCAAGUGCUCUCUUUCAGUCACUAAACAGAAGAAGGCGAUGGAAGAGACGAAUGGAACGAAUCGCACCAACUUCACAAACACCCAGCUAACGGAAUUGGAGAAGGAAUUCCAUACAAACAAGUACCUGAACAAGAGCCGACGCUCGGAGAUCGCUCAGAUGUUAAAGUUGAAUGAAACUCAGGUCAAGAUCUGGUUCCAGAACAGACGAAUGAAGGAUAAGAAGAGACAGAAAGAGCAGGAAUUCUUGAACAAAAACCGAUCACAACGACAGAACUGGUCGACGUCGAGUUCAACGACCCGUCCGACCUCCAGUGUCUCAUCUUCCGGAGUCUCCAACAGCUCGGAUUCGGCCUCCAACAUAUCUCUCAGUUCAUCAGAUUCUCCCAAAACUUGUCCUCAAUAG
Molecule: messenger RNA, 1810 nt
Organism: Bursaphelenchus xylophilus (pine wood nematode)
Lineage: Eukaryota; Metazoa; Nematoda; Chromadorea; Rhabditida; Aphelenchoididae
Source: the annotation of a GenBank genome assembly